This is a messenger RNA of Trichosurus vulpecula (common brushtail), 4422 nucleotides long. It is a transcript of the gene NCK1, whose product is annotated as NCK adaptor protein 1. NCBI's taxonomy places the organism in Eukaryota, Metazoa, Chordata, Mammalia, Diprotodontia, Phalangeridae. Gene Ontology annotation, biological process: positive regulation of translation in response to endoplasmic reticulum stress; positive regulation of endoplasmic reticulum stress-induced intrinsic apoptotic signaling pathway; negative regulation of PERK-mediated unfolded protein response. Bases 234 to 1367 code for a protein of 377 amino acids. Gene Ontology annotation, molecular function: ephrin receptor binding. The record is from RefSeq and is a predicted model, not a curated record. The transcript has 5 exons.
GAGGUGCCCCUCCCCCUCCCUCUCGGGCAGGAGCUACGCGGCGGCGCCGAGGCCUCCAGCCCGGUAACGGCCGUUCCCCCUCCCCCAUCCCCGCCGCGGAGGUGGCAGCGGCAGCGGUUUCCUCGUCUCCCCUCCAGCUCCUCGGCUGAGCGGCGGCCCUGCGGGGCACACACACUGAAUGUAAAUUUGAAGUAAGAAGAGUUAAUGUAACAAAGUGCCAAAGCUGCUAGAAGAUGGCAGAAGAGGUGGUGGUGGUAGCCAAAUUUGAUUAUGUGGCCCAGCAAGAGCAGGAACUUGACAUCAAGAAGAAUGAAAGACUUUGGCUACUGGAUGAUUCCAAGUCCUGGUGGAGAGUUCGAAAUUCUAUGAACAGAACUGGAUUUGUGCCUUCUAACUAUGUUGAAAGGAAAAACAGUGCUAGGAAAGCUUCUAUUGUAAAAAAUCUAAAGGAUACUUUAGGUAUUGGAAAAGUGAAAAGGAAACCCAGCGUGCCAGAUUCUGCAUCUCCUGCUGAUGACAGUUUUGUUGACCCUGGAGAACGUCUCUAUGACCUCAACAUGCCUGCUUAUGUGAAAUUCAAUUACAUGGCAGAGAGGGAGGAUGAAUUAUCUUUGACAAAAGGGACAAAGGUGGUUGUCAUGGAGAAAUGCAGCGAUGGUUGGUGGCGGGGGAGCUAUAAUGGACAGGUUGGAUGGUUUCCUUCAAACUAUGUGACUGAAGAAAGCGACAGUCCUUUGGGUGACCAUAUGGGCUCCUUAUCAGAGAAAUUAGCAGCUGUUGUCAACAAUUUAAAUAGUGGACAGGUGUUACAUGUGGUACAAGCUCUCUACCCAUUCAGCUCCUCCAACGAUGAAGAGCUAAAUUUUGAGAAAGGGGAAGUGAUGGAUGUUAUUGAAAAACCUGAAAAUGACCCUGAGUGGUGGAAAUGUCGGAAGAUUAAUGGGCAGGUGGGCCUGGUGCCAAAGAACUAUGUUACUGUCAUGCAGCAUAGUCAACUAACCUCAGGAUUGGAACCGUCACCUCCACAGUGUGAUUACAUUGGCCCAUCAGUCACUGGCAGAUUUGCUGGCAACCCGUGGUAUUAUGGGAAAGUCACUAGACAUCAGGCCGAAAUGGCAUUGAAUGAAAGAGGGAAUGAAGGGGACUUCCUCAUUCGGGAUAGCGAAUCUUCACCAAAUGAUUUCUCAGUAUCUUUGAAAGCUCAAGGGAAAAACAAGCAUUUUAAAGUCCAGUUGAAAGACACUGUUUACUGCAUUGGACAGCGUAAAUUCAGCACCAUGGAAGAACUUGUAGAACAUUAUAAAAAGGCACCAAUUUUUACAAGUGAACAAGGAGAAAAAUUAUAUCUCAUCAAGCAUUUAUCAUGAUAGAAAGAUGACCAGAAUAACUGCUGCAAAUUUCAAAUUAGAAAUAUAAUUGAAGACUAAGAAGAUGUUGGUCCAAUCGUGCCAGACCGGAAAUUGAUGUUUUUAACUCUAUAUGAAAUUGACUAUAAUACAUAUGUAUUUUUAUUAUAACAUAGCAAUGCACAUAUAUGCCAUUUUAUGUAAAAAAAAAAACUUUGUAAAGCAAUUGCUUCCAUCUUUUGAUUUUCAGCUUUAUUGUUACUUUUCCUUUUUCUUGUUUCCAGUAAUAAGUUCUAUAUUUUUUCAUCAUCAGUUCAGUGAAGGACAGACAUCUUUAAAUUAUAGACAUCCUAAAUUACUUAUCCUUUAUUUUUCUAGCAGGGUUACCGUAUUAGGCAAUUGCUUUUGUCACACUGUCUCUUGAAGUAUAAAUUUAUUGUGUCCGUAUGAUGAAAUAUUCUAAAAUAAAUUUCCCUGGAAAUACUAAUCUUUCCUAUGUAGGACUGAAGAGCAAUAAUCACUGUAAAAGAUUAGAGGUGGUUUCCAGGUGCCAUUUUUCUCCUAAGCCAUUGUAAAUACCAAAUAAGCCUGUCUGUCUUAGUUUUUCAAAAUUCAUUCACUGCCUGUGUUUCAUGUAAAACAUGAAAGUUGGAAGAAAUUCUGUGGAGUUUUAAUUUACAGCUAUUGAGGGGGCAGGGGAAAUACCCUAAAGAACUGAAGUGCCCUUUUCUAAUUAUUCUCCAUCUGUUACUUGUGUGAAAACAAAGCAAUCUCUGUGAGAUACAUUUAGCUUUUAAAACGAGAAAUGAACUCUAUAGUGUCGUUUUUUCAAAGGGUUUCACUUCAGGAUGUAUUCUUUCUGUGCCAACAAAAAAUAAGAAAUGGCAAAGUUUUGGGGAAAAGAAUAAACUGUAAGAUACUUGACUUUUUCCUAGGCAACAUCAGCAUCUGUUAGACAUAAUUUAAAAAAAAUUAUAUCCUACUCUCUGCUUUCUAGUUUUGAUAGGAGACAGUCAGGAUUUGUACCUAAACACUAAAUCUAGUGUUUUGUUCCCAGAUAUGCCUUACUUUGAAGAAUUUGUGAACCGAUCCUGCUUUUCUGUGGGAGAAACAGGACUUAUUCAUGUAGUUAUGGAUUUUAUUUCAAAGUCUAUUUUUGUAGAUGCUCUUUAAUCGUGGGUUUUUUUUCCUAACCAAGCACAUUGAUUUCUAGUGGAAAUAUGAGGCAUGACUAUAGUAAUUAAACUAAUUCUGUGUGCCUCAUUGGAAAGUUGGUAUCAUUACUUUAUAGUUACACCUUGUUGAGUAUUUUGCUUUAUUCACAGAUUGAAACCUGAAGAUUUCAGCUGGACGGCCAACUGAAAAUGCUUAUCAAAAAUUAAUUUCAGAUGUUUAUUAGAGCUACUUCAUUUAGUAAAUGGUGGAGAAUCAGUAAAAAUAUAAAUAAUGAGCAAUAUUUUGUGGAGUUUUAAGGUUAGGAUGAUCCUUUUGGUUUUUUAAGCAAGAAUUCUUCAAUGUUUCUUAAAUAUGUGAACUAUUUAUCUUUCUGUGGCUCUAAAUGUUAUUUACAGACUCUUAAUGAACCAAAAGAACUUUAAAAAAUUGAAGUCUGGAAAUUUAAUUCAGUUUUGAAAAACAUAAUUAUCUUAUACAUGAUUUUGUCUUAGUUAUUUAUUACUUUAGUGUUGCCACUGGGUGGCAGUCCUGGCUUCAGAAACUUUGCUAAUCUACCAUAAAAUGAUAGAACUUUCCAAAUGUUAUAAAGGCAGUGCUGUUAAGGUGAUCAGCAUUAUUCCUCUUCUGCUUUUCUAGCUUAGUUAAUAUUGAUCUUUCUAACUCAGUGACACUUUGUUUAUAAAAGCUAAUUGUUGUUAGAAAACUUUGAUAGUAAUAAAUGUGAUGUAUGCUUACUAUUUUUACAAAUUUUACUUAUCAGGAAUAAAAGUAGAUCAUUAGACACACCAAUUAAUACUUCUGCAGAUUUACAGGAAUACCUAUUGGGAAUGGGCCUCAGUUCCUUCAUAUAUAAAAUGAAGGGAUUAGACCAGACACUCUACAGACCUUUAACACUGUAAAAAGAGAAGGAAUAGGUCCAGUCUCUGCAAAUAGGGUAGAAUUUACCUUCAUUGUGGAAAUGUUUUUUUGAAUAAUGAAAGAUUAAUGCUUGAGAGUGUCAUAACUCAGUUCUCUUCUCAUGUAUUGUGUUAAUGUUGAAUGGGAUUUUCAGAAAGCAGCUAAGAACAUGCAUUUCUUGACACAAUUAGGUCAUUAUUGCUGUUGCUAAAAAUGCCUUGUGGAGGUCAGUGAUGUCCAUAUUUUCUCGUAUUAUGUCCAUUCAGGAUAAUGAUCAUGCCAAAGUGAACCACAUAUUUAUUUUAUACCAGUGGGCUGAAAUAUUUUCAUGUAAGCCUAACACACCUAAGUGAUAUAUAUGCACAGUUUUUUUUUGUAUUACCAACCUUCUUUGCUCUUUAACCUCAUUGUCGCUUCCCAGUAUCCUUCUUUUCUCAUAGAUAGAAAAUUCCCUUAUGACAAAAGAAGUUAAGUAAAACCAGCCAACACAUUGACCAUGUCUGAAAGUAUAUGUAGCAUUCUAUAUUGAUAGUCCCAUCAUCUGUCUACCAAGAAGAACAAAGUAUUAAUAUUAGUGAGCCAUGAAAAAAUUGAAUCAGAAGAAUCCAGAGCAGCAUAGGCAGACUUGAAUGAACUGAUUCCAAUAUAAGUAAGCAGAGCUAGGAAAACAAAAUAAAUGACUUGCCAACAUUGUAAAGGUUGGGGUGGUGGGGUGGGGGGAGAAACAAUACAUUAAUUAUAUCUGAACUUCAUCCUGGGAAAAAAUGAAAAAAUGCACCUUCUUUGUAGAGGUGAGAAGCUGUGAGUGUGAAACAUUGCAUAUACUGUAAAACUCAGUUGGUGUCUUAGUUUUGCUGAACUUAUUUUUUAUUUCUCUUUUAUUUGUUGCAAGGGAUGGCUCUCUGGGUAGGGAAUGGGGAAGAGCUAUGUUCAGAAAUGAAGGUGAUGUAAAAAUAUAUAGCAAUAAAAGUUGAGGGGGAAAAUAAAAUAUGUUUCACCAGUC